UGACCCGUCCUACUCCUUACUGUCAGCUUGCCAUGACAAGCCUGAGGAAAAGUUGCUGAAUGUUAAUGUUUGACAAGUAGGAAGAAGGGCCUCGGCUGCCAUAUCUCUCAGUCUGAGACUACAACUACUCCACUUUUUCAGUUCUUCUUUCUUUCUCGAAGGGAUUCCACACGCUUGAAUUUGAUCAAGACGGAGAAACAAUGGAGGUGCUGGUGCUGGUGGACUUCGAGGGCACCAUGGCAGACGAGCUCACAGUGCACGUGGGGGAUGUGGUGAAAAGUGUCACCACUGCCAGUGAGGAAGGAUGGCUGGAGGGGGAGCUGAACGGGAAGAAAGGCAUCUUUCCGGCCAGCUUCGUCCAGGAGGUGCCGCUCAACCUGAGAGGCAACAGCAAGAGGGAGCCCAGAGGCAUCAGGACAACCAAGCGUAUAAAGCAAGCAAGGAAAUGUGAGGUGCUCUUCCCCUACAGAGCUACACUUGAGGAUGAGCUGGAGCUGGUUGUGGGAGAGACUAUUGAGAUAGUCAGAGAGAUAGAAGACGGAUGGUGGAUGGGGCUAAAAAACGGCAAAGUUGGUGCCUUUCCCUCCAAUUUUGUGAAAGAAAUCCCUGUUUUCAGUAAACACAAUGAGAGCAAAGCAAGACCCAAACUCACAGACGCAGUAUUCAAUAAAGAGAUGAAUCAAAGAACAAGUGUGCGCAACAAAGCUAAAAGCGCGAUCGAGUACUGCCAGGUCAUGUUUGACUACGAGGCCAAAGCUGAAGACGAGCUGGGUUUGAAAGCAGGCGAGGUGGUCAUGCUCUUGAGAAAGGAAACCGAAGAUGAAGGCUGGUGGGAGGGCGAGCUAAACGGACGCCGCGGCUUCUUCCCCGAUAACUUUGUUAUGGUCAUACCGCCAGUGGACAGUCUGAAAUCUGGGAGCACGAACCAGCCGCCUGCACGCACCUUCAGCAAGAAACCAGCAGAUUUCCCCGCAAUGGACAGAGGUCCUGCAGGAAAGACUAAAGAUGACAAACCUGAGUCCAAAGACUUAAGAAGCAACCCACCCACCAAGGUCAAGCUUCCCUCUCUGAACAAACCCAGCCCUCCGCCUGUCAAAGACAAACCUCCAAAAAUAAUACCAAAAACCAACGGUGAUGUGCCUUCACUGUCCCCCAAAAAACCUGAGGAGAAAAGUGCUGACCAAUUCGACGGAGUAGAUGUGCAGACGGAGAAACUGAGCCACCCGACAGCCAACAGAGCCAAACCUCCCCAGAGGAGGCCACCAUCGGCUCUGAUCACAACCACACAGAACGCAGAGCAGUCAGACCAGGAGUUGUCUCCCAAAAAGUUCCAGGCAGAGAAACUACCAUCAUUACCCAAGGUAACCGAAAACUUGAAGCCCGCAACAGCUAAGCCGGACCGACCCAAAACACCGCCCCCGAAUCGACCGACACCACCCAAAAUCUUUUUGGAAAAUAAGAACUUGAAUCAUAAAGAGGAGGCGACGCUGCACAGCCUGCAGGAGGAGAUCAAGGAGCUGAGGAUGGCGCUGGAGCUGCUGCAAACACGGCACGAACGAGACAUACAGGAAGUGAAAGAAGAACUGGAGGAGGAGAGAAACAAACGACUGGCACUGCAGGAGGAGGUGUUGGUUUUGAAGAUGAAAAAGUAACGUGCUGGAACACGAACCCUUGAACUGGCAGUUAAAAGAAACUAUAUUUAUAGCAGUCAAAACGGAGUCUUCUUAUAACACAGAAAGGGAAACUUGUAUUACAGCUGUGUGAGGAGACAAACAAUAGAGACUAUUCUGUUCAAUAUUGAAAGGCUGGUGAUUAAAAAUUUGGUAGUAAAUAAUGUUUACAUGAUAUUGAUUCCCCUUUUAGCAUUUUAUUACAAGAACUAUGCAGAGAAUGUAAUAUAUGCAGCUGUAUAUAGGAGACAAUAUUUCUAUGUGUGUGCAAGAAUGUGAUUCUCUGUCUUGCCACUGGGGCGGUAAAAGUAAAGUAUUCUGCUUUCAUUAAAAACUACCUUUGA
Messenger RNA from Synchiropus splendidus (mandarinfish), 2014 nucleotides. RefSeq names its product SH3 domain containing 21 (gene mnmip1). The record is from RefSeq and is a predicted model, not a curated record. The transcript has 17 exons. Lineage: Eukaryota; Metazoa; Chordata; Actinopteri; Syngnathiformes; Callionymidae. Gene Ontology annotation, molecular function: protein binding. The coding region runs from base 201 to 1652 and encodes 483 amino acids.